CAGGCUCAAUUUAAUUGAGGGGUCGCAUGGCCUGACAACACUUGGGACACCCUGUGGGGAGUAAAUCUGAGGUGAAGAAGCCUGAGACUGAGGCUCAUUUUACCAAGUUCAACUCAGGGGUUCAAGACUAACUAGGAUCUCUCUUCCUACCUGAUAUCUUCUGGGAGGUUAACUUUUUACAAGGCAGAACAAACUGAUGCUAUCUCGUAGUUUUUGACCUUUUCUACAUCCAUCUUUCAAUGGACUUUAUUUUCCUUGUAAUUUAGGAAAGCUGCAGUCAUCUCAUUCUACCAGAGCUCCAACAGUAAAAACAAUGUCUUAUAAAUCUAAACUUCCUGCGUCCUGGAACGACAAACCUCCUGCUCGGAAAGUGGAAAUUGACCUGAGCUCACCUGGUUUAGCUGUGUUUGAGUUGGAACGCCUCUUGUUUACUGGCAAAGCCAUCAUCAGCCAUGCAGACGAAGUGUGGCCGAGGCUUUACAUUGGUGAUCAGGAUAGUGCAGAGAACAGGAAUGAUCUAGCCUUGAAUCGAGUCACUCACAUCCUGAAUGCUGCUCACAGUAACCGCAGAGGACAACCGGAGAUGUAUAAGGCAAUGGAUAUCACCUACAUGGGCAUCGAGGCCCAUGACUCCUGCAACUUUGACAUGAGUGUCAACUUCCAGGCAGCAGCAGACUUCAUCCACAGGGCUCUGAGCCGAGGAGUGUUGGUGCAUUGUCAUGUAGGAGUGAGUCGCUCUGCCACCCUGGUCCUGGCUUACCUGAUGCUGAAGCAGAACCUGACCCUGGUGGAGGCUAUUUGUGCGGUGAAAGAUAACCGGGGUGUGAUUCCUAAUCGAGGCUUCCUGCGACAGCUCAUCGAGCUGGAUGGCCAGCUCUUCGGCCGGCACUGAACCUUGAUAGCGUUGCUGAUAGGCUUUCCUGGGUCCAGAGCAUAUGGAAACUAAGCUAAAGAAACUCGAUUAUGCUCUAUAAAGAUAACAUUCUUUCAUGUGCACAACAAUGGCUGGUUUAGAUGUGUUUUAAUUUCUCUGUGCAGUAGAGGGAUGGUCUCAGGGAGCUGUAGAAAAUCAAAUGUUCAAAAGGACAAUUACUACAGGGAUCCCUAUAGUGAGACUGCAAAUCUGUGAUCAGCACCUACAAAAUUCAAAGAAGAACAGUGGUGCUCUAAAACAACAAGGCUGUCUAAAUGAAUCUUAAAGUGUACAACUGAACCACAAUUAAGCCAGUUAUUACCACAUUCAACAAAUGAAGAGUUACUGCCAUGAUAUUGUCCGCUCUGAGGCUGCUUUCAGCUCCAGCCUACCAUGACGCAGAAGAGACCAGCUGAGGAUGAAAUUAUUAGCCCUCCAAUGAAAAUUUCUUAAAAAAAAAAAAUUCCCAAGUGCUGUUAAACAGAGCAAGGAAUUUUUAACACUGCAUUUUUCAAAAUCCUAGUUUAUUUUACUUUGCAUUUAGAAACAAAAAUAUUUAGCAACAAAACCAAAAACUACCAGGGUCAAAAUGAUGAUCCCUUUUAGAGCUGAUCUUGUUUUUUGCUUAGCCAUAGCACAAACCAUUGUUGUAAAAAGAUUUAACUGUCAUGCUCAAAACUGUAAAAUCAAGUCAAAACUGAAGGUUAUCUUCCAAUUGUCACAUAGUAUAAAACUUCAGUGAGGGGUUGAGCUGUCACUGGAGUAAGCAUCGUGAAGACACUCAUUAGAGACUUACACAGGAAUGGACUGAGAGGUUGCAGGCCAAGAAGAACUACCCCCAGAAGACCAAAGUCAUUGACUGGCCUGCACAAAGCCCUGACUUGAAUCCCAUUGAAAAUAUAUGUGGUGAACAGAAGACCGUCAAACCUGGAGGAGCUUGAGAGAUUCACCAAAGAAGAAUGGGCUGGGAUUCCUCAGGAGACGUGUCUGAAACUUGCUGAAAACUACAACACUAACUGCAGGCUGUUAUCCAGCAAAAAGGAGAUACAACUGACUAUCGGCAUCAGAGGGACUGAUCAUUUUGACCCUGGUAGUUUUUGUUUUUUGUGAAAUAAUUUUGUUUCUGUGUGCAAAUUAAAAGAAUGUCAGUAUUAAAUAAAACUAUGAUGUCUGGGAAAGCUGUGUUCAAAAUUCUUUGCUAUGUUUAACAGCACGUGGGAAACACUUUUUAAUAAAUGCCCUUUUCAUAGGGGGGCUAAAAUUUCAUCCUCAUCUGUGGAUAAGGUAUGGAUGGACUAAGGCUGCAUAGGCCUUUUUCUUUUUAGUGCCACAGAUAUUGUUUAGAAGACACUUUCAUCGUAUCCUUUUGUGGAUCAUUUUAAAAUGGAUGUGAACCCUAAAGUAUAAAUGGUUAAUUUUGUCAAUUGUGCCUGUUGAAACUAGUGGACUGUUUACAUUAAAUCAGAUGCAGCUUUUAGUGAAUCAGUUCAUUUGUAAAUGUUUGCCUCAGAUUAUUUUCCCACUGUCAGCAAACAUAUCUUAUCUCAUACAUUUCAAAUUGCAAACUCCUUUUCCUAAAACAAAAUUAACUUUUAUUUGUAAUGUCAACAAUGUAGAUGGGCACACUGAUUAAACUAUUUGGAAAGUAAUGCCAGACCUAAAAUCUAAGCUGUAAUGUGAACAAACAUCAGGGUGCCAGAGAGUAAAGUAGAAGGAACUGAAACAGCAUUAUGGGGAAAAUAAUAAUUGCAAAAUAAAGGUGAAAAUGAGUAAAAUAUGUUAGAAGUGGCAAAAUUGGCAGAAAUAAGAGGUGAAAUGUGGUUAAAUAGUGUCAAAAAUGGGUUCAAAUGGGCAAAAAUAAUUUUCAAGAGGCAAAGGUGGAAUAAAAGCAGCAAAUGUGGUUUACAAAAGGGGCAAAUAAAGGCAUAAAAUGUUGAAAAGCGGUAAAAAAGCAGAUUAAUUGAUGAAACAUAUUUAGCAGAAACAGUGAUGAAAGGGAGUAAAAAGGUGUCACUAAAUAACAAAUCUUACCUCUGUAAAAUUAUGUGAAAUCAGAACAUCCCCUGAACAUCCAGUUUAUUUCAGAACAACUUGCAACAGCUUUUGGUCUUAAAUUUCAGCAGUCUGCCAUAAAAAGAGAAAGGUCUCUGUGUAUCAGACAAAUGAGCUUGUUUGAAUAC
Messenger RNA from Cheilinus undulatus (humphead wrasse), 3093 nucleotides. RefSeq names its product dual specificity protein phosphatase 26-like. Gene Ontology annotation, cellular component: cytoplasm. The record is from RefSeq and is a predicted model, not a curated record. Gene Ontology annotation, molecular function: protein tyrosine/serine/threonine phosphatase activity; MAP kinase phosphatase activity. NCBI's taxonomy places the organism in Eukaryota, Metazoa, Chordata, Actinopteri, Labriformes, Labridae. Bases 314 to 892 code for a protein of 192 amino acids. Gene Ontology annotation, biological process: protein dephosphorylation; negative regulation of MAPK cascade. The transcript has 3 exons.